CAUGUCAGUUCAUUUAAAAGGCUGAGUUUGCUUUUAUGGAAGCUGAUUGGCCGAAAAAAGACGUCAGGCAACCACUCCUGCGCUGGUGAUUGGCUGAGUUAGAAUGUUGCCGCCCACAAGCAGCUUAUAUAAACCUAAGCUUGUCGCCUCCAUCUUUUCUCCGGUUUCCCGCGAACCCGUUGUGUCUUGUCCUCCCGGCUCAGACGUCCGCAUCUGCAGAGAUGAGCAAACCCAGAGUCUUCUUUGACAUCGCCGUUGACGGCAGCCCCGCGGGCCGGAUCGUGAUGGAGCUGAGAGCGGACGUGGUGCCCAAGACUGCCGAGAACUUCCGCGCCCUUUGCACCGGAGAGAAGGGCUUCGGGUACAAGGGCAGCGGCUUCCACCGCGUCAUCCCCCGCUUCAUGUGCCAGGGGGGGGACUUCACCAACCACAACGGAACCGGAGGAAAGUCCAUCUACGGCAACAAGUUCGCCGAUGAGAACUUCACGCUGACGCACACCGGACCCGGCAUCCUCUCCAUGGCCAACGCCGGUCCGAACACCAACGGGUCGCAGUUCUUCAUCUGCACAGAAAAGACGGCAUGGCUGGAUGGCAAACACGUGGUGUUCGGCCAGGUGGUGGAGGGCAUGGACGUGGUGAGGAAGAUGGAGUCCUUGGGCAGCCAGUCGGGAAAAACCAGCGCCAAGAUCACCAUUGCAAACUGCGGGCAGCUCUGAGUUCUUGCACUUAAACCCGUCCCCACUGUAGCUACACCCUUUGUAGGCUCCGCCCCUCCAUGUUUCAACAUUCCUACUGAUGGAGAUUUAAAUGAUCAUCCCCUUUUUUUUUAAAAGAAAAUCUCGGUUAAGGUUUAUGUUGCUGCAUUUGUGAAUUUGCCUUUUGGAAGUUUUGUUUGACAUCUUCCAUUAAAGCCCCGACGUUUUUUUUUUUUUUUGUUUAAUCAAAGGUAUAAUAAAAUAAGAGAUGCCUCGACAAUGA
This is a messenger RNA of Oryzias latipes (Japanese medaka), 978 nucleotides long. It is a transcript of the gene ppiaa, whose product is annotated as peptidylprolyl isomerase Aa (cyclophilin A). Gene Ontology annotation, cellular component: cytoplasm. Gene Ontology annotation, molecular function: peptidyl-prolyl cis-trans isomerase activity; cyclosporin A binding. NCBI's taxonomy places the organism in Eukaryota, Metazoa, Chordata, Actinopteri, Beloniformes, Adrianichthyidae. The record is from RefSeq and is a predicted model, not a curated record. Gene Ontology annotation, biological process: protein peptidyl-prolyl isomerization; protein folding; response to hypoxia.